CUCUCUCAUAGUUGUUUAAUUUUGUAAGUUAUUUUGUAAGUGUUUUGUUACAGUGUUAGGGACGUUUCACCAAAAUUUUUCUUUAUACCUCAAACACAAAAAUAAGCUCGGAUAAAAUAAAGCCCUGGAUGAAAUCAAUCAGUGACUGUAUUGUGAACUUGAUAUAUAUUUUGCGGACCAUAGUCCGCAAAUUUGAUCUUAUAGUCGAGUGCCAAACCUUCCCAACUUUUCAUCGUCAUUCAUGCGUUCAUUUAUUUCAGCUCUUAUUCCCUACCUACAGUAAUGCUGAACCAGGUAUGAUGAGCAGAAAUAAUGCUGGUCCGUUUUAGACCAAAGUGGAUAGCGUUUAAAGCUAGAAGGAACUUCCAUUUUGCGUAGAAGUUGCUCUGACACUUAUCGUAUAUGACAUUUCAGCUUUUACUAGCAUUAUCUUAUUAUUAUUUUGGCUUCACUUACCCUUGUAAUGUUUACAGUUUACAAUUUAUUUAGGAUAGUAGGCUAUAUGCCUGUGUUAAUCCUUUCGAUUUAUUGCAUACAGGAGGUAUAAUCUCGCCUUGAAUGAAUCAACGGAUGGCGCUGAUACGACGUGUUCCGGUAGGGAGUUCCAUGAUUGCACUAGGCGUACGCUGAACAAAUUUGAUACACCUAGAGAACAUAUCACAAACCUUUGAGUAUGAUUCUAAGCAAUGCUUUUAGUAAACAUUCGUUCAACUGUGGACAGCGGACGUGUCUAAAAGUAGAUUCCAAUACAAAAUCCAUACAUGCAAUAAAUUCGCGUAACACAAACACCAUUUGGAGAGUUAUAUUGUUCAUUAUUAUUCGUUCCUUGAGUUACAAGUGGAGUAUAUGAUUAUGUCCUCAAACACUCAUUUGAUCGUAUUAGACAGUUGGCCGUUUACUAGAAUCCAAUCAAUUAAAGGAUUUUGUUUUCUAGGUUCGAAUGUCACCCCGUACACCAGCAAGUGCAUGAAAACUAGCUAUCAAAUUUCAUUACAUCCGUUUCUUUCCUAUGAGUAUAUAUUGUGUUGAUUAAGUUGGGUUAUAUAUUCAUAAGUAUUCAUUGAUGACUGAAAAAAUCGAACUCUGAUGAUUUUUAUUGGUGUAUACAUCUUAUACACAAAACAUUUUUCCAACUCUAAAUUAGUCAACUGUAUGGUAAUAAGACAAAUUUUGUUUUUCAGAUUUUUGGUAAUGUAGCUUGUUGGUCCUCGUCAUUUGUAAAAAUGGAACAAGUACGCCAUGGUCAAGAAUCAUGGGCUCAGUUUGAUGAUGAUAACGACAGUUGUUUUAUUAAGGAAACUCUUUCCGUCCCUAAUUCCGCUCCUUAUUGCUGUUUCCCUACUGAUGCGCCAUCUUUCUCUUAUCAGUCUACGGUGAUGAUAAAUUCACAUUUUCCUAGUUUAGGACUAACUACUAAUCAGAAUUUAGGAUUAACUUCGCCUACUUGUACUUCUGGUCAGUUAAAUGAUCUGUCCGGUUCAUUAUUACCAUCUUUUGCAUCAUAUCAUUUACCUAAACAACAAAUAAACUCCGAAAAAUUAGAAUCUGUACAUCAUGGGAAUUUAACUGGUUAUUCACAAGCCAAUAAUUCUCUACAGUCUACAGACAUACGAUGUCUUGGUAAUACAUAUACAACUAAAUGGUCUAGUUUAGACCAUUCAACUGUUGUUGAAGCGAAUCAGUCUAAAACUACUCCUUUGAAUCUUCCCUCUGCAGUUGCAACAACUUUCAAUUCCAUAAACAGUGCAAAAAAUAAUUGUCUUAUAUCGAAGCAAGCCGGCACAGAUCUAUGGACAGUUACACCAGAUCAAAAGGCUUACUAUUUAUCUCAAUUCCUUAGAUUACAACCUGAUAUACGUUCAAAAUUAAAUGGAAUACAAUCAAAAGCUUUUUUUGAAUUAUCAAAGUUACCUUCAUUAGAAUUAUCAAGAAUUUGGGAAUUGUCAGAUCUUGAUCGUGAUGGACAUUUAACCUUGGGUGAAUUUUGUGUAGCAAUGCAUUUGGUUGUGUAUAAGUUGAACGGUGUACCAAUUCCUGAUACUCUACCAUCAGCUUUAUUUGAAUUAGUAGAAAGUAAUUGGUUAUCAGCUAAAAUAACACAACAACCACUUACGCAAUCAUCACAGUCGACAAUUACAAAAGCAGCCACUAUUGAUAAUUGUGAUCACGAUAUAUUGACCAAUUGUACAAUGAAUUCGUGUAUACAAAGAAAUUAUUUCAAUCCAACUAUGUAUGAUAAUACAGAUAUGCGUAAUACUCACCAAGAAUCGGAUUGUCGACAACAGUUGCCAUUAUCCUCAUCUCUUCUUUAUCCAUCUAAUCACAAUCAUCCGCAUCAAAUUAAAACAACUGGUACCUGUGUGUCACCUAUUGAUACAAUGAAUUCAACUGUAAAUUCAACUGAAUUCAAACAGCAACAGCAAAGACGAUGGUCAAUAUCAAGUCAAAGUGAUAUUUGUUCAUUAGCAGAGGGCAUGAUGUUAUUUGAAUCAAAACCAAAUAUGGAUGCACAACUAAAACAUCCUAUCCCGUUGAGAGUUCGAACCUUGCCUUCAAGUAUAAUCCCUGAAAUAAAUUCAAUGCAUAAUUCUCUAGUUUCUACUGAUAGUGGUCAUCAUCAUCAACAACAGAGUAGCGAUCUGUCAAAAACAUAUAAUUACUCGAAGAAAAAUGCAUUUUACACUACAGCAGAUCCAUUGGUCAUUGAUUCUAAUUUCCCAGGCAAACUAGAUAAUGAUAAUUCUGCUAAACCCUCACCUUCUGAAUUAGUCAAAAGUCGACACUAUGAAUCAUUCUCACCUCAGCAUAUUGCCGAUCAAUUGUCAUUGUCAACAUCAAAAUCUGCACCACCGCCACCUCCUCGGGCUAAUUUGUUACUUGUAACUAAUAUUGAUUCUGUCGAUGUUGGUAUACAGAAAUCCAGUUCAGCUAGGGAUAGAGAAAAAACUAUUUCGGUACUGACAACGACUACAUUGGAUCAGAGGGACACCAGGCUUACAGAUUCACAGUCAUUUCUUGAGAGUAUUGAAGCGUUAAAAUGUCAAUGUGAUCAAGUUAGUCAAGUCAAUGAACAACUAGCUAUAACUUUAAUGAAGUUACAAAAGGACAGGAUUGCGCUGAAAAUAUUUCUAGAACGUUUAAUGCCAUUAGAGACAAUAUAACAUCAAUCUACAAUCAAUUGUUUCUGUAAUAUUUUAAGCAUAUUCCUUCACUGUAAUAAGAGACAUGAUAUCAAUAAUAUUGACACGAUACAUUUCAUACCUGCUAUGAUCAACAGUAACAAUGUGCAUGCCAUCGUUGUGAUAGAUGUAUAACAUGUGUCCACAACACAAAAAUUUCUUAACUACGUCCUAUUUCGAUCUCUUCUUGUAAUAUACGUAUAUACAUCUCAUAUACUUAUUCUUCGCCAAGAGCCUCUUGCCAGUGAGUCUAUGUGUGAAGAGGGGAAGACUGUGUGUGUGAAAGCGAGAGAAGAGGGAAUUAGAAUUCGUAUAUCUAUUUCUCUGUAUCUGUGUGCUUGCAUGUUUGCGUAUUCGCAGGUAAUUGUAUAAUCGGCUUUGCUUAUGUCUCAGUCUUAUGCGGUGAAUAAAUAAUUGAUGCCUUUGGCGUUUUCAACAUUUGCAUACAUACUAUUCAUUACUACACUUUACAAAAUAAGAAAAAAUAGUUUUUUUUUGUCAAGCAUUUCUACCGUCUUAUUUUUGAAGUCAUUGUUUUUAUGUUUGGAUAAUAUCAGACUAUGAUUCAUGUAUACAUACAUAUAUUAUUUCUUCAAUUCUUAAAACAAGGAUAACGACUUAAUUUGAUCGUUGUCAAUUCGUUAUUUGCUUUGUUCCCACUGUUGAUAUUUUCCACUGUGAAGUAAACCUGGAAAUAUUCACUUUGUAUUCAUGUAUGUAUAAUUAACUUUUGUUUCAUUUUUAUGUUUUAAUUUCAUUGUAUUGAGUCCAGGCAUACCUCUAUGGAUUUCUUGUAAUUACCUAAAUACAUUGAUUAUAAUAAUCCAGCUGAUAUAAGAUUGGGUUUUAGAAGAGUUAUAAGUGAUCAAGCCGUAGUCUUUGACUAUGGGUUUCAGCCACAAUAGACUGUCUGGUUUAAUGUUCUCGGUGAUAUGGAUGUCGUUUUCAGUGACGCAGAUGAUGCAUUCACCUUGUAGUUUUCGAAACAUAUUAAAUCCUCAUGGUUUUUAAGGUUAUUAUUUCUUUCUCCCAUACAUUUCUGCUCAUUAUAAUUCACUUGAAUCUCUUUUCUCUAUCUUUGUGUUCUAUACGGAGUGUGGUUACUUGAACUUGUUUAACUACUGUGGAAAGUUCAAUUUUGAAACCCGGUUAUAAUACAGUUGUCCAUUUCAAGAAAUAUUUACUGUAAACACCAAAAAGUACUGAAUAUCUGUAUCAUCCUAGUUUGC
This is a messenger RNA of Trichobilharzia regenti, 4408 nucleotides long. The record is from the annotation of a GenBank genome assembly. Lineage: Eukaryota; Metazoa; Platyhelminthes; Trematoda; Strigeidida; Schistosomatidae.